CCUCAUCUUAACCUUUUGGCGCGUGCGCACAGGCAAUGUUGUGGUGGUGACGUGCCAGCCAGCUGAUCGGCAAGAUGCCGGUCCGUCUUCUGGUCGUCCUUGGUCCUCAAGUCUUCGGCGUCUUCCUCGUGCUCUUGGCGAUCACACGCAACCUUCAGACAUCCGUGCUCGCGCUAGCCUUCCUCGGCGCGUGUGUGUAUCAUUUCCGCAUCGCUCCGGUGAGUGAGAAGGCGGUGGAGGCGGUGCUGGGGCGGUCUCGCGUGGUCGGCCACCGGGGCGCCAGUCGUCAGGCUCCCGAGAACACCAUCGCAGCCAUCCGGACGGCUAAGAAGAACGGAGCUGACAGCGUUGAAUUUGACCUUGAGUACACCAAGGACGGGGUUCCAAUCCUCCUACAUGAUGACACAGUGGACCGUACCACUGAUGGGACAGGGAACAUCAAGGACCUCACAUUUGCUGAGGUUCAGCAACUGGAUGCUGCUGCUAAACACCCAGAGGCUUCAAAGUUCAAAGGAGAAAGGAUACCCACACUGGAGGAGGCAGUGAAAGAAUCCCUGCAGCUUGGCAUGGUCAUGUACAUAGAUGUCAAGAGGCUACCAGACAAUUCUGCAGAAACUCUGCACACAUUGUUCCAGAAGUACCCAGGCCUGUACCAGUCUGCUGUGGUCGUUUCCUUUCUACCAGAGGUCAUCUACAAGAUCCGAUCUGAAGAUCCAGCCAUAGUCACAGCCCUGACCUGGAGACCCAGAGUCAUCAGCUAUGUCAGUGUUGAUGGAGAGCCCCGCUACACCCAGACCUGGAAACACGUCAUGCACAGUGUCCUGGACGUCGUGUUUGAAUAUGUCCUGCACUACUGGCUGUGGUACAUAGAGGGCGUCUCAGCUGUCAACAUUAACAACCAUUGUAUAUCCAGAGAGUAUGUGAAGUUCUGGGCUGACAGAGGAUGCCGGAUGCUGGUAUGGACAGUAAAUGACCAGGAUGAGAAGGAUUUCUUUUCCAACACUCUUGGUGUCAUUUACAUGACUGAUGACCUACCUCCGCAAUCUUAAGAUACUGAAGGGUUCUCAGGCAUUCUAAAUUGAAAAUUCAACAUGUCAGAAUAGAAUAAAAACGGGACUGGGAGCAAAAUUUCGAUCUGACAACACUCUGUGUAUGCCAAGGUAGUUUUUCCAUUUCAGACUCAGUUUUCAUGUUAAUAAUCAAAUUUAAUAUAGUCAUUCUGAGAACCAAAUUGGAAGCAUGUAAAAGUUAAAAUGAAUACAAAUUUAACGUUAUAACGUUUCUAGUUUCUAAGGAUUUGAGAGUGCUGUUUUUAAUUUGAUCAAAUCCCUGCUUGCUACUACAAGUUAAGAGUUUUUGGUGUUCAUUGUUGCAGGUAUGUUAAAAAUUCAACUGGUGCUUAUGUUUUGGUUUCAUACUCAUAGCUAGUUGAUGCUGUUCUAUUUCUAAAAAUGUUAGACGAGCCAUUUUAAAAUGUGUCAUUUUACUUUUUUUGAGCUUUAGAUGUUACGGUUAUAUGAAAUUCUAUUUUUGUUUGAAUGUAACAUAGUUGCUCACUUGUUGGCUUUUGUUUGACUUGUCCUCAUUUACACUCUUUCAGUGUUUUUGCACAAUGUUUUUAUAGCAACAACAGUGUGUUUGUUUGACAUGAAAAUCUGGCACGCAAGAAUUUUGUUUGGGCAACAUCCAACUUUUAGGCACUCAAUCUCACCAUCCUGUUUAGUAUAUUUCAAUGGAAUUGCUUUUUUGUCCCUUUAAAUGCAGAAAUACAGGUUUCUAUUAAAGUGUGUAAUAAAGUUUUAUUUGAUUCCAAGAACUGAA
This is a messenger RNA of Branchiostoma belcheri (Belcher's lancelet), 1821 nucleotides long. RefSeq names its product glycerophosphodiester phosphodiesterase 1-like. The transcript is spliced from 6 exons. Gene Ontology annotation, molecular function: phosphoric diester hydrolase activity. Bases 75 to 1049 code for a protein of 324 amino acids. The record is from RefSeq and is a predicted model, not a curated record. NCBI's taxonomy places the organism in Eukaryota, Metazoa, Chordata, Leptocardii, Amphioxiformes, Branchiostomatidae. Gene Ontology annotation, biological process: lipid metabolic process.